Neohortaea acidophila is the source of this 4436-nucleotide messenger RNA. Its product is annotated as clustered mitochondria-domain-containing protein. The record is from RefSeq and is a predicted model, not a curated record. Gene Ontology annotation, molecular function: protein binding; mRNA binding. NCBI's taxonomy places the organism in Eukaryota, Fungi, Ascomycota, Dothideomycetes, Mycosphaerellales, Teratosphaeriaceae. Gene Ontology annotation, cellular component: cytoplasm. The transcript is spliced from 2 exons. Gene Ontology annotation, biological process: intracellular distribution of mitochondria. Bases 199 to 4203 code for a protein of 1334 amino acids.
CGACGUCGUCGUUUCCAUCACGCGUGCAUCAUUGUACAUUACUCCCCACCUCCAUCACUUCUCCUUCUUCUUCUCCUUCUGUGUAAUAUACCUUGUUGAAGAAGCCGCGGCCAUCACUCGUUUCCUUCCUUGGCUUGAUCUUUGCGAACGGGAGGUGGUGGUGCUAGAAGCUUCCUCUGCCAUUCGAGGUCCUGAAGAAUGGCUGCUGAAGCGCCGAGUUCGAAAGCAGACCAUGACCCAAUCCAACCCAAUGGAGACGUCUCCCCGGAGCAGCACGCGACCUCGCAGACCGACGCGCCCCUAACAAACGGCUCACAUGCCGCAGAGUCGAACGAGAAUGGAGAUGCCGCCGCGCCCCCUCCGAACGCCGAAAAGGUGUUUCAACUCACCAUCAACCUCCCUCACGCCCCCUAUCACACCCAACUUAUGGUGUCGACACAAGAGCAGGUACAAGACAUUAGACAGUCCAUCAUCGACACCCCGCAAACCUCCCAGUACUCCUGCUUCCACCUCGAGCACAAUGGCAAGAGAAUCAAUGAUUUCGUCGAGCUGUCCGAGGUCGCCGACAUCGCAAAACAUCCAGAGGUGAAGCUGGUGGAGGAUCCGUACACCGAGGCGCAGGCGCGUAUGCACAUUGUCAGAGUGCGGGAGUUGAUUGGCGCUGCCGGAAACCGCACCGAUCUUAUCCUGGGUGCCGAUGCUGGCAGCACAUUAUGCGACGACAUCACCCUCCCCACGGCUCAGACCGCUCAGGACGAUCAAGCGUCACCUAUUGCUGGGUACGACCUCAGUGCGCCGGGUAGCAUUGCCGUACUUGCAUCUAAACCUCGCGAUCCUGCUCCGAAGACGGUGAAGAGCCUGUCUCUAUCCUCAUGGAACCCUCCACCGUACCACCUCCGCAUGCGCGGCCACCUGCUCUAUCUUCAAGUCACCACCCUCGAAGGCGAGCAGCAUUACAUUACCUCCUCCGUCUGCGGCUUCUACGUCAACAAGUCCACCAACAACCGAUUUGAUGCUUCUCCUCGAAAUGGCGCCAAGUCGUCAUCCACCCACUCCCUCAUGGCUCUACUCAGCCAAAUCUCUCCCGCCUUCGAUCAAUCGCUCAAGAAGCUACAGGAACACAAUGCCCAGCGAGACCCAUUGGCAUCAUACCAACCUUCCAACGCUCUGCCCGCCGCCCCCUGGCUCGUGCCCUUGUCCAAGGUGCAACAUCAUCAAUCGGACAUCACGCGAACGCAAGAACCGUUUCUCCUCGCAGGCGCAGACAAUGCGGAAACGCUUCGCGAUUGGAAUGAAGAAUUUCAGUCCACGCGAGAGCUUCCCAAAGAGACCGUGCAAGACCGCGUUUUCCGAGAGCGACUCACGAGCAAGCUGUUCGCCGAAUACACCGAGGCCGCCGUGCGUGGAGCGGUGUUGGUGGCGCGGGGCGAAGUUCAACCGCUCAAUCCGACCGAGGCGCGGGAGGCGCAGAUCUUCGUGUACAACAACGUCUUUUACUCGUUCGGCGCUGACGGCGUGGGCACAUUCACCAGUGAUGGCGGCGAUGAGGCUGCGAGGGUGGCGACCGGAAAGGACGUGCAUGGUGUGAAGGCGGUGAAUCAACUCGACAUCACCGGCCUGUUCACUGCCGGCACCGUCGUGGUCGACUAUCUCGGCAAGCGCAUUGUGGGGCAGAGCAUCGUUCCGGGCAUUUUCAAACAGCGAGAGCCGGGGGAGAACCAGAUCGACUACGGAGGCGUCGAAGGCAAGGAUGUCGUCGCCACGCUCGAGUCGUUUGUCCAGCCCUUCAGCGAGCUUAGCAAGGCCACGCGAGUCAAGAGGCAUGCGGUGUGGGACAAGGAGGGCAAGAAGCAUGAUCUGGAAGCCAGCGUGGAGACUAAGGGUCUGCUUGGCACUGAUGGGCGGAAAUACAUUCUCGAUUUGUACCGUCUGACGCCACUGGAUAUCUCCUGGGUCGAACGGUAUCGCGAAGAGUGGAAGGAUGAGCAGACUCGGUACCCUCACCGCAUGACGGUGCUGCGGACGGAGCUGGUGGAGUCGUAUCGCAUUUCCAAGCUGCGAGAGUACAUUGCGAAGGAACUUGAUCAAAGGCGGGCGAACAAGGCACAAAGUCAGGGAGAGGGUACGAAGGAGCUGACGAACGGCUCUUCCGAACCCACACCCAAGGACGACACUGCGGAGGCGACCACCAACGGCACUUCGGAUGCGAAGAGCGAGGCCGAUCUCACCAACGGGGACGAGAAUCCUAGCGAGGAAGUAGCCAAGCCCGCUCAGCCCGACCAACAGGCGCCACAGGAAACCGUCGACGUCUCUGGCUUUGCAUUCUCGCUGAACCCCGACGUCUACUGCGGCCAACAGCCGCAGACUGACGAGGAGAAGGCAGAACUGGAAGCUGACGAGGUCGAAGUGCGUGCCGUCGGCAAGUACCUGCUCGCUGACGUUAUUCCUCGAAUGGUUCGCGAAAUCGAAGAAGGAGACGUGGGCUUUCCGAUGGACGGCCAGAGUCUUACGCGCGAGAUGCACAAGCGUGGCAUCAACGUGCGAUAUCUGGGCGAGGUGGUGCGCUUGUGCGGCGAGCAGGAGCAGGACAAGAGAGUGCAGGCUCUGUGCAGGCUGUGCAAGCAGGAGAUGAUAAGCCGGGCUUUCAAGCAUGUUGCAAACGCGCACAUGAAGACUCUGCCGCCGUGUGUUAUGCAGAGCUGCGUCAGCCACCUUCUGAACUGUCUCCUGGGCGCUGGACUCAACGCCAAACCCGAGGCGGAUGUCGACAACGACCUCAAGCAGAUGUAUGGCGAUGUGGACUUUGCGUUUGAGCAGAUGACGCCCGAGAAGUUGGCUGGGGAUUUGAAGGCGCAGAUUGCGCUUCGCUUCCGACAUGACUUCACGGGCGAUCUUGUCCAGUCUGGACGACAAUUGCAUCUGCUGCGCGAGGUUUUGCUGAAGCUGGGCCUCCAGCUCGAAGCGAAGGAGUAUCAAUUUGACAAGCAAGCGCCAACACCGCAACAGAACGGCGCGGAAGAGACGGCAUCCCCGCCUCAAGUCAAUGGCGCGCACGCCCCGGCAGAAGGAGGCAAAAAGAAAAAGAAGAAGGCGGCGGAGAAUUCACCUGCUCGAGCAUCGCACUCGCCAGCUUUGGCGCCAACGACUUUCCAUCCGGAGAAUGUGGUGAACAUCGUUCCAGUCGUCAAGGAAGCGGCACCACGUAGCGUGCUCGCUGAAGAAGCGCUGGAUGCUGGGCGGAUGGGCCUGCAGCAAGAUCAGAAAGAACUCGGGCAGGAGUUGCUCUUUGAGAGCUUGAGUCUGCACGAGCAGAUUUAUGGAAUCCUGCAUCCCGAGGUGGCGCGCGUGUACCAUGCACUCUCCACUCUCUACUUCAACCUCGACGAAAAGGCGGCGGCAGUGGAGCUGGCGAAGAAGGCGGUCAUCAUCUCCGAGCGCACCCUGGGCGUCGACAACGUGGAGACCAUUCUCGCCUACCUCAACCUCAGCAUCCUCGAGCACGGCUCGGGCAAUACAAUGCAAGCCCUCGCAUACGCCCGCCACGCCCUGGACUUGCAGAAGGUGGUCUUCGGCCCUCGACAUCCCGACUCGCUCACGACCCUCAACAACAUCGCCAUCAUGCUACAGCUAUCGAAGAAGUACGGCGAGUCGCGCGGCUGGUUCGAAGCGGCGCUGGAAAUGUGCGAAGAGGUGUCCAGUCGGCCGAGCCAAGCGGUCGGCACGGCGACGCUUCUCUUCCAGCUCGCGCAGUCGCUGGCCUUCAACCAGGAGCCCAAGGCGGCGAUGGCGCGGAUGCGCGAGAGCUACAACAUCUUCAAGACGGAGCUCGGGCCCGAGCACCCCAAUACCAAGGAGGCGGAGAACCUGCUCGACAUCCUGACCAAUGCCGCCGUCAGCCAGGCGAAGCACCAGGCCAAUAUCUUCCAGAACCGCAAGUUGCUGUUGCGGAAUAACGGGCGGGCGCCGAUGAUGGGCAUGCGCACGAACGCGAAGGCUGCCCCUGCCGGUACUGCUGUUACUGGUGGGGCAGUGGACGCUGCUGCAUCGCAUGUCCCUGCUGGUACUGCGGCUACCGAUGCCUCCCUCCCGCAAGCGGUCGACCAGAGGAGCGUGGACGAGUUAUUGAAGUAUAUCAACGGGGAGACGACGGCGAACACGAGCACGCCGAAGAAGAAGCCGGCCAAUCCGAAGAGGAGGCGGUAGGCCUUGUCAUUGCGUUCUGCCACUUCUUCUUCUUUGCGAGCAUUUUGAGCAUGGCACGGAGAGCGGCAUUAUACAUCUGGCGGCCUUUGGGACGUUGUAUUAUCGUACGGACGGGACUGUUCCACUCACCAAUUGGGUUUGCAUCGAGGCGGGUAUUGUGUAGAUAUAUCAUCCCGAGCAGAGGAUGUUUGUAGCAUACGUGUAGCAUGUUAUCAAUGCAUUGUGACAAGCAU